This is a messenger RNA of Saimiri boliviensis boliviensis (Bolivian squirrel monkey), 3729 nucleotides long. RefSeq names its product golgi reassembly stacking protein 1 (gene GORASP1). Gene Ontology annotation, biological process: Golgi organization. The record is from RefSeq and is a predicted model, not a curated record. NCBI's taxonomy places the organism in Eukaryota, Metazoa, Chordata, Mammalia, Primates, Cebidae. Gene Ontology annotation, molecular function: protein binding. Gene Ontology annotation, cellular component: Golgi apparatus.
GCGUGGACGCCGCUGCGGGGGAGCCCGUCGGCGCGCAUCCCGCCUGUUGUAGGGUCGCGAGGGAUUCGGGGGUAGAGGGCCGGCGCGAACCAGCCGCGGGUCAGGGGGGAGCGGGAGGGUCAGGAGAGUGCUGCAGAAGCCGCAGGAGAGCGUUUGCAGCUUAGAUGGCGCUACCAGGAGGUGUGGAGAGAGUGGGGUGUCUGGAGCCUGGCAGUGAGGGUGAGGAGAGGGGCCCGCAGGCGGACCGAGGUUGUGCCUGCGGAGAGGGAAGGGCGGUAAUGCAGGUGAGAGGCCUGGGGGUGGGGCGUCUCUGACCCCGGAGCGCUGCGGGGAAGAGGCGUCCCUGCACCCACCCCUCGCUUUCCCUAGUGCAAAGCCGCUGAAUGCAGAGAUGAGUGGAGACGGGCAAGUUUGUCGGUUUGUGUGUUUUGAAGGUGGGGUCUGUUGCCAGGUAACCACUUGAGAGAGCUAAAGAAGGAGUUUCUUAACACGGAAACCAGGCUGGCUUGGAGAACCCAGAGUUGACAGGAUUUGUGCUUGGUAACGGGCUUUCUUAUGGUGAGGCACCUGAGAGCAAGUGUGGGCAGUGCAAUGCAUCCAGCCAGGAGCGUCUUCUAUCAGGUGCAGGAGAAUUCCCCAGCCCAGCAGGCGGGCCUGGAGCCCUACUUUGACUUCAUCAUCACCAUUGGGCACUCGAGGCUGAACAAGGAGAAUGACACGCUGAAGGCACUACUGAAAGCCAACGUGGAGAAGCCUGUGAAGCUGGAGGUGUUCAAUAUGAAGACCAUGAAGGUGCGCGAGGUAGAGGUGGUGCCCAGCAACAUGUGGGGUGGCCAGGGCCUCCUGGGAGCCAGCGUGCGCUUCUGCAGCUUCCGCAGGGCCAGUGAGCAAGUCUGGCAUGUGCUGGAUGUAGAACCAUCUUCACCUGCUGCUCUUGCCGGCUUGCGCUCCUACACAGACUAUGUGGUUGGCUCAGACCAGAUCCUCCAGGAGUCCGAGGACUUCUUUACGCUCAUCGAGUCUCAUGAGGGGAAGCCCUUGAAGCUGAUGGUGUAUAACUCCGAGUCUGACUCCUGCCGGGAGGUGACUGUAACUCCCAACGCAGCCUGGGGUGGAGAGGGCAGUCUGGGAUGUGGCAUUGGCUAUGGGUAUCUACACCGGAUCCCAACUCAGGCCCCCAGCUACCACAGGAAGCCACCUGGUGCCCCACCACUUUCUGCUCCAUCACCUGGUGCCCCACCAACUGAUGCCUCACUGCAUGGUGCCCUACCACCUGGACCCGCCCCGGAGGACUCUCCUCCCCUGGAGACAGGUUCCAGGCAGAGUGACUACAUGGAGGCCCUGCUGCAGGCGCCUGGCUCCUCCAUGGAGGAAUCCCCUUCUGGGCCUGAGACUCCCAGCCACACUGCUCCAGACUCUGAUGGACUUCCCCGUUCUAUGGAGACUCCUCUUCAGCCCCCACCUCCAGUGCAGCGAGUCAUGGACCCAGGCUUCCUGGACGUGUCGGGAAUUUCCCUCUUGGACAGCAGCAAUGCCAGUGUGUGGCCCGGCCUGCCUUCUUCCACAGAACUGAUCUCCACAGCUGUCUCAACCUCAGGGCCGGAGGACAUCUGCUCUAGCAGCAGUUCUCAUGAGCGGGGUGGUGAGGCUACGUGGUCUGGAUCAGAGUUUGAGGUCUCCUUCCUGGACAGCCCAGGUGCCCAAGCCCAGGCGGACCACCUGCCUCAGCUGACUCUUCCCGACAGCCUCACCUCUGCAGCCUCACCAGAAGACGGGCUGUCCGCCGAGCUGCUCGAAGCUCAGGCUGAGGAGGAACCAGCAAGCACAGAGAGCCCAGAUUUGGGGGUAGAGGCUGAGGGGCUGGCCAGCCAGGCCCAGAUCUCUACCGCAGAGAAACACCCUGAGCUGUGACAAGGCCCCAGUGACAUAUCAUGAGGUCCAGAUGUGGGCAGGCAGUCCAGGCUGCAUGAGGCAGUCAGCUCCAUGCCAACCCUAGCCCUGUGCCUGAUCCCAGCCCUGUGUGUUCAGCUUUCUAGGCUACAGCUGCAGGUGAUGUGCAGAGACUUCUGCUGGCAGGGGCUUCUGUGUCCACUCAGACUCUACUUCUAGUGUCCAAGAGGUGACCUCCAGCAUUUAUCCUGCCUGACAGUCCUGGCUUUGGGGGUUUCAAACAAGUCUUUUUGGGGUAGUCGACAGCUGGGAGCAGCACCUCAAAUUGUUUUAUAGGAGCUGCGGUAGGAGAAGGAUUCUUUGCUGUUUGGGUGGGGCAUGAGGCCUCAGUGGAUGGUGAGAGGGGCCAUCGGCCUUGUGGGAGGACAUCUGUUGGCUGUGUACCCUCAGGUCCAGUGCUUGGUCCUGAUCUGGUCACUGGGGCUGCCUAGGAGGCAGCAGGGUCUGGUCAUAAUCAGUGUGAAGAUGAGGUGAGGAAGGAAGGGACUGCUGUCCAGUGUUGGCCUGGAUGCUUUGAUUCUUCCUGCACAGCUCAGCCCACCCCAUCUGUACUGGAAGGGACCCUGGAGCCCUGGGACCACCCCCUUUCAAGUUCUAAUCACUGACUCCUCUGUCAGGUGUCCUUGUCCCUAGGCUACGCUGCCAGAGUUGGCUCAGGAUGACCACCAUGCCAGUCACAGUAGGGAGAGAGAGGUAGCACACCUGCCCCCAUCUCCUGGAGGGAGGGGGGCUGGAAAUUCUAGGCCCUUCAGCAGAUACCCAUUUGUGCCCAGACCACAAUAUUUCUUCUUCCUCAGGGACUACAUGCCACAGACCUGUAUCCCCAGUGGCAACUUCUGUUAGCUCCCAAACUUAAACAGUGAUCUUUUCUAAAUAUACAAGGCAUCUACCCAGCCCCAGCAGUGAAUAAAAGUUGCAAGUUUAAGGUCACCACCCUAAGCAGUUUCUCAAAGCCAGUCCACCUGAUAAGGUCUAUUCACACAGUCCCCAACCCCAAGGGGGAAUUAGGGGGACAGGUUAAGAGUAGGUAAAGUUCUACCCACCCCAGGUGCCCCUGGCGGUUAAGGCUAGGUUGGGCCCUCUACUCCAUCUGGGGAUGGCCCCUCAUCACCUGAAGUCCUCUGCUGUGUUGACUGGACCCUCACUCCCACACUGAUCCUAUGAAAGCUGCCUCUGGCCUUGUCUUCUAGCCUGUGCCUAGUUGAAAGUCUCACCUUUACAGGAUUAUCUGUAAUGCUGGUGUUCGUGCAGGGGACUUGCAUGCUCUGUUAGGUGUGCAGGACAAGGACACCUCAGGGCACAGACCAACUAUAUGGAUGGAGGGCCCCAAAUCAGCAAACACUUAAGUUUGAAGCAGACCUUUCAUUUAAGGCAAACCCUUGUCAAGCCUACCAGAGCAGCAAGUAUGUGUGCCAAACAGUAAGGUGGUGUGUCGUCUGCCAAAGUUCACAGGAAUGCAGGAAGUAAAAUAGAAUCGCCACAGGACUAUUCUGGGGCCAGCUUCCCUUAAUGCUGUAGCCUGGCAGUCUGACCCAAAGUUGCCCUCACCCAAAGGUUCUGGCUCUUCCUCAUUUUUACUUCCCCUUCCCCUGUAAGUUGGAGGAUAAAAUGGGUAUCAAUGCUAAUAUUUCCAGGGAGAACAUGAAACCAGAGGUUUCUUUCUCUGUCAUCUGCUAUUAAAACGACAAAUGAAAAUAAAUGUGUACUACACUUUGAAAUAUUUUAACUAAAGCCUUUAUUCUAUACAACUGUGAAAUACAGAUUUUUACCCUUUUGGCA